CCCGCCGGAUCAACAAACGUGAUCUCACCCUUGGACGGUAUUUCGGUCGCAUCUUGACUGUCUUCGGGGUUUGCAGUGGUCUGGACAAUGUCCUUCGGAGCUGUCGCGCCCUGGGUCUCCUUGGUCGCAGGGGGUGCGGGGUCUCCUGUCGGUGCUCAUCAGCGCUGGAUGAUAUGCUUAGCGAUCUUAAUUAUGUCCUCGCUUACCAUUCUCCUCAAGACAGGUGAUGCAUGGCUUCACUGGGGCAAUCCCAUUCCGAUCAACAGGGGCUUCAACAGGGGCUCCGACAGCUCCAACGGCUCCGACGGCCUCAGCAGCCUCAACCUCCACGCUGGACAUGGUAUCCAGGCUCAAUUCAAGAUCAAGAAGUAGAUCAAGUUCAAAGCCUACGGAGUGGUCAGCGACACAGUGGUGAGCAACACACUAAAGAAACGGGAGCAAGCCAACAGACAAGAAGAAAUAUAAGAACGGACUCUCGAGAAAUCGACAAAUGACGAGUCCGUCCAGACU
This is a messenger RNA of Aspergillus homomorphus CBS 101889, 510 nucleotides long. RefSeq lists its product as uncharacterized. The record is from RefSeq and is a predicted model, not a curated record. Bases 88 to 372 code for a protein of 94 amino acids. The transcript has a single exon. NCBI's taxonomy places the organism in Eukaryota, Fungi, Ascomycota, Eurotiomycetes, Eurotiales, Aspergillaceae.